This is a messenger RNA of Tripterygium wilfordii, 949 nucleotides long. RefSeq lists its product as uncharacterized. The coding region runs from base 136 to 570 and encodes 144 amino acids. The record is from RefSeq and is a predicted model, not a curated record. NCBI's taxonomy places the organism in Eukaryota, Viridiplantae, Streptophyta, Magnoliopsida, Celastrales, Celastraceae. The transcript is spliced from 3 exons.
CCUCUGUCUCUCCCUGUUCCUCUUUUUUGGUACCUGGAGAACAAACUGACCCUUCAAGUUCAAGUAAUCCUUCAAGCUUUGAUACUAGUGCAUUAAAGCCUCAAGUGGAGCAUAGUUGAAAUUGGAGCUAGAACAAUGGGAGGGGGAGAUAGCUUUAAUAGUACUUGGCCUCCCGUUGGAGCUCCUUUGUCGAAUGUGCAAAGAGAUGAGCACUGGAGCAAUUUUGACAACUCGGUUAGUGCGGUGUCGUUUGGUUUUGUAGCUACUGCAAUUCUAAUUUCUAUGUUCUUGGUUAUGGCCAUAUUUGAGAGAUUCCUCAGACCCACAUCAACUGCCGGUGGUCGGGGACAUGGUGACCUGGAGUCCCAGACCGAUUUCAAUGGAAAGCUUGGUCACCCUUCACCCAAAAUGACUGUGUAUGCCAGUGGAGUUUCAGUCCUGAUGCCCGGAGAUAACAUUCCCAGCUUCAUUGCACACCCAGCCCCCGUGCCUUCUCCUCCGGAACGAAAUCCAUGGCCUCACCAUCAACACAAUCCAUCUCCCAGCCCCACCAGAAAUUCAACUUCAUGACAAGAAAGUUAGACUUCGCAGACUGCUCGACACACGGCUGCAAUAGGAUAGUGAAAUUGUCUUCACCAGGCAUGCGAAAGCAAGCACGCUGAUUCUGCGUUAAGGGAAUGAAAGCCAUUUUUACCAAGAGUUCUUUUAUGCUGUGUACAUAAUAUUAGUUUUUGAUGGGUUGGUUGGCUUGGCAUCUAUAUUUUUAUAUCCAAUGUGAUGGAGCAAGCCUCUACCCAUGGUCAGGUAGCUUUGUAUUCUCCCAUCUCUUUUUUAUGUUCGAAAAUUUUCAGAAUGUUAUCUGGAUUCUUGAAAGAUGGGACUUGAGUGACCAGUAAAUGUAUCAGUCUGUGAAAGGGGAAUGUAGUUUCCUAGUUGGAUUGCAAUUCCC